This is a messenger RNA of Talaromyces marneffei, 780 nucleotides long. RefSeq lists its product as uncharacterized. The coding region runs from base 1 to 780 and encodes 259 amino acids. The transcript is spliced from 5 exons. The record is from RefSeq and is a predicted model, not a curated record. Lineage: Eukaryota; Fungi; Ascomycota; Eurotiomycetes; Eurotiales; Trichocomaceae.
AUGAUUCUAAAACCCCCAAAGCAAGACCCUUCAAUCCUCCCUCUCGUCCCGCAUCUCCCCCAAAAUGAACCAGAAACUGAACCUAAAGUAAUGACCACUGAGACAAAAGAGCUCUCGGUAGAGACUGGAGCUUUGAGAAAUCUAAACAGACCCCAUUGGGGUUGUUGGCCCCUGAUGGUCUUGACGAUGCCGAUGAUGUCUUUGACGACGUCGAGAAUGUCCUUUGACGACGUCGAGAAUGUCCUUGACGAGAGUCAAGAACUCCAGGACGUUCUUGAGGACGGGAACGGCGCCGGCGACGAAGCCGGGCAUGGCCGCAGCGACGGAUUUGACGAUGGCGAGCAUGGCGGGCAUGCUGGCGGCAACGACGACGGCGACGGGUGGUGGUGGCAGCAGCGGCAGCAGAGCGGGUCUCUAUCGUUCGUAUGGUUUGCCUCGUUUGCAUAUAGAUUCCAAUGGAAUCUGGCGGCUGGGAACGACGACGAUGCAAUGAGGUUGAUGAAUGAGUUCGAAAGCUUGAAACGACGUUUUGACAUUGACACGGACACUGAGGUUCUGCCACUGGCUAUGAACCUAGAAACCAGUGACUACUAUGAUACAAAUGACGGUGAAGUCAUCUUGCAAAGCGAGGACUUGGAGGAACUGUUUCAUCCUAUUAUCGAAAACGUGACAGGACUCAUCAGCAAACAAGCCGUCAGAACUAAGGCUGAAAAUAAGUUCCCAAUCUCUAUAAGUCAAGCCAGUUUAGGCCGGUUAAAAGUAGCUAAAGUGACUUUCUAA